Molecule: messenger RNA, 4001 nt
Organism: Closterium sp. Naga37s-1
Lineage: Eukaryota; Viridiplantae; Streptophyta; Zygnematophyceae; Desmidiales; Closteriaceae
Source: the annotation of a GenBank genome assembly
GCAACGUGGAGCAGAUGGAGGCGGUGGCGCGCGGAAUGGAGGCGCGCGGAGUGUCCCCGGACCUGUUCACGUACAACGCGCUCAUCGGCGGGUACGCGCGCGCGGGGCGGUGGCGCGCGGCGAUUGGCGUGUACGAGCGCGUCCGCGAGGACGAGAUGGUGGAGCCGGACCGCGUGACGUGCGUCGAGAUGGCGAUGAUGCUCGCCGCCGCGAAACAGCCCAUCCCGCUGCGCGCCGUGCUGGACGACAUGCUGGCCCUGCGCAUCCCCGUGGACGCGAAGCUGCUGGAGCGCGCAGUGCCAGUGCUGGCGCGGGGGGGCGAGCACGCAGUCAUCACCGCUCUGCACCGCUCUCUGUGCCAGGAGGGCGUGAAGCUGCCCGCAUCCCUGGCGGUGGCGUGCAUUAACGCGUACGGCGCCCUGGGCAUGCCGCAGCACGCGGAGGGCGUUUUCCAGGCGCUGCAGCAGCAGCAGGGGCGCGUGGAGGACAGGCGCGUGUACGUGGGGCUGCUGAGGGCGUACGCGAGCAACGGGCAGAUGCGCGAGGCGGAGGGAGUGGUGCAGGACAUGCUUCAGGGAGGGGUGCGGCCCUCCACUGGAUGCUUCCUCGCGCUGCUGGACGGGUGGUCAGUCAUUGCAGCGAGCAACGGGCAGAUGCACGAGGCGGAGGGAGUGGUGCAGGACAUGCUGCAGGGAGGGGUGCGGCCGUCCACCGGCUGCUUCCUCGCGCUGCUGGACGGGUGGGUUGUUGGUGGAAAAUUGGGGAGACUGGGAACCUGGGGUGGGAAAGAGGGGCCGGAGGGAGUGGUGCAGGACAUGCUUCAGGGAGGCGUGCGGCCGUCCACUGGAUGCUUCCUCGCGCUGCUGGACGGGGAGCAUGAGAUGCGCAAGGCGGCGGAGCGCGUGGUGUGGUGGUGCAGUGCAGUGCAGGACACGCUGCAGGGGGGCGUGCGCCCCUCCGCUGGCUGCUUCCUUGUGCUGCUGGAUGGGUGGGUUGGAGAAAAGGGGAGGGGGGAAAUGGGUGAGUAUGAGGAGCACAGAUUCGACGUGGCUUGCCGGCUUGCCGCUUGCAGAGCAGAAGGCGUGCUUGAGCAACUUUUGCGGCGCCUCAUAAGGCGGCGUGCUGCUUGCAGCCUCAAAGGGAUUGAACUGUACUGUGUUGAACAGCAGCUCUACUGGGAUGGGAGGAGAGCUGCUGCCCGCCGCCUGCAGCUUUUGUCCUCCUACCCCGAUCGAUCCUACACCCGACUGGGCGAGUUCGGGCUAGCAGAGGGCGAGCGGAGUACAAUACAUGCGAGAGCUACAGACAGCUCACACCCGACCCUUCCCUCUCUUCUUCCCUCCCCUCCUCGCAGCUACACCCGUUUGGGCGAGUUCGGGCUAGCGGAGGGAGUCCUUGAGUACAUGCGAGAGUUACAGCUAACUCCCGACCCUUCCCUGCACCUGGCGCUCAUCUCCGCGUAUCUCUCCGCCUCCCACCCCGCAUGGGCGCACUCCGCCCUCUGUGAUCUGCUGGCGGAGCACCCAGCCUUCCAGCCGCCUGUGGAGGUGGUUGAGGGGAUCAUGGCGGGGUAUUUAGGGGGGGAGGGGGAAGGGGGGGUGGCGGAAGGGGGAGAGGCGGAGGGGAAGGGAGAGGGCGUGGGUUUGGAUGGAAGCAAUGCCGCGCCUGCUGCUGCUGCUGGUUCUGCUGACUCUGCUGCUGCUGGUGCUGCUGACCCCCCUGCUGCUGGUUCUGCUGCAGCUGCAGCAGCAGCGGAGGCGGUGUUGCAAGUGGCGGUGAAGCGAGGCGUGGAGCCCUCUAAUGCGUGCCGGCAGCUGCUGCUGCGCGCACGACUGGUGCAGGCGGAAGAGGGGGAGAGGGGCACGGGAAAGGAGAGAGAAGAGGGAGGGGAGGGAGGGGAGGGAGGAGUGGAAAAGGGGGAAGGGAAAGAGGGAGCAGUGAGUGUGGUGGAGGCAGCUGAGAAUGCUGCAGGUGGAAAGGUAGCAGAGGAGAGUAUUAAGACUGUAGAGAAUGGAAAGGCUGCAGCUCCAGAGACGCAAGUCGAGAGCGCAGCAGUAGCAGGUGCAGAGGAGAGCACUGUUGCUGGUGCGAAGAGUACAGUUGCAGCAGAGGAGAGUGCAGUAGCUGUUGCAGGAGCUGCAGUGGUGGAGGUAGAGAAGGAACUGGAUGCGCCUGUUAUUACAGGUACAGGGGAGGCAACAGCGACCGCAUCGCAUGCCACAGCCGCGGAGGUGACUGGAAAGGCAGCAGCUGUAAAGGUGGCUGAAACGGCAGCAGCUGUUAAGGUGGCUGAAACGGCAGCAGCUGUUAAGGUGACUGAAACGGCAGCAGCUGUAAAGGUGACUGAAAAGGCAGCAGCUGUAAAGGUGUCUGAAAAGGCAGCAGCUGUAAAGGUGACUGAAAAAGCAGCAGCUGUAAAGGUGACUGAAAAAGCAGCUGUAAAGGUGACUGAAAAGGCAGCAGCUGUUAAGGUGACUGAAAAAGCAGUAGCUGUAAAGGUGACUGAAAAGGCAGCAGAUGUCAAGGUGACUGAAAAGGCAACAGCACCAGAGAAAAUGGCAAAACCUGCAGAGUUGACAGAAAAGGCGACAGCUGCAGAGGUGGGAGGUGUGCUCUCUAGCACAGAAGCUACUGAGCAGACCCGGGAGGAGUCCUUGCUCCUGAUGCUUCAGAAGGGUUUUACGGUGGGGGAGAAGCAGGUGGUUGCAGAGCUGGAAGCUGCAGGUUUGGUGGGAGGGGAGGAGAGUGAAAAAGGGGCCGUGGGAGGAGUGGCGGUUGGUGGUGGUGGGCCUGCUGCUGUUAUGACUCUGUGGAAGACAUUCAUCAUGCAUCGCUGGUGCUCACUCUCAUGGCAUUACCCUCUUCCCUCCUAUUGCUACCAAUUUGCAUGCAUGCUCUUUGCAAGCUCAUAUCACAUCAUAUCAUCCUUCCCUCCCCCUGUUUCACUUUCCCCCUCUGCUGCCCUCCAAUUUCCACUUCUCCCUCUCCACCCGUUUCCCCUGAGGCACGUGCAGUCUCUCCGGAGCAUCCCCAACUUUCAGCCAACAGUGGCCAUGUUUGUUCCAGUCAUCAAGAACAGGGCUCUAGCUGGAGAUUUCCCCUCCCUCUGCUCGAUUAUGGCUGACCUAAGGGGGCUUGGGCUCAUUCCGUCUGAUCAGGUAUUUGCUGCGUUACGACUGGCGCCUCUAGAGAGCGCCGGUGCUAAAACGAGUGCUGCUGUAACGAGUACAGCUGUGGCGGAAGCGUCUAAAGAGGUGGUUUUGGAGGGUGGGAGCGGUAAAGGGGAAGGAGGAGACGGAGGUGGUGUGAAGCAGAGAGUGAGUGGGAAGGGAAAGUACAGGAGGAAGGCCUCUGAGAAGAAAGACGAGAGGGAUGAGGAGAAGGAUGUGCGGGGUGAGAAGAGCGAAGGGAAACCUGUGGUUGUUAAGAGGGAGGUGGAGGCUGGAGGAGAAGUUGAGGCUGUUGAACAGAAGGGGAGGGGAGAGGUAUUGGAACCCAUGAAAGUGGUUGCAGAAGAGGGAAACAAGCAAGCUGAGAUUGAGAUGGUGGUGAGUGUGGGGAAGUUCUCGGUUGAAAGAGAAGAUGAGACAGGAAUAGAGAAGAAGCGGCUCGAUACCAGCAUUGAUCAGAAGGAUAGGAAACGCACUGAGAAGACAGUGCAAGCACAGAGGUUGGACGUUGGUGCAGUAGAAAAUGCAAGUGGGAGCGGAGGAGAAACAAUGCAGAAGCAGGAAGAGAUGAUGGGGAACGUCGUUGAGAAGGCCGGGAGGGAGAAAAAUGGGAGGAAGAGGGAUUUGGAAAAGGUUGGCUUGGGCAAAGGAGCCCUUGCGAAUGUCAAGGGUUUUGGACCUUGGAGUAAAGCAACCAAAAAGGCAGGCAAAGGUUUUGGCAAGACUGGUGGCAAGGGCGUUAGGAAGGAGCAGAAACUGAAGGAAGACAUGAAUGUCGAGAUCGCUAGGGAAGCAGCACAUGUGGAGACAGUUGUGGAAACUGUGGCCUAG